ACACAACCUAAUAGACUGACCACCUCUUACUCGGACGUCUUGCUCUAGGCUACCAAACAGUACACGUUCCUAAUGAUAAAUACCAUCAUGUCAUCUCAUCAAGAGACGUCAAAAGCAACAGAGCAGCACCAACCUGUUCUGAUUACUCCUGAAACCCCAGAUCAUCACAACAGAACCGAUGCCGACUCGGAUCUUUCGCAUUACCUACACUACGAAGACAACAAUUGCUUCUUCCCCCCAAGCUGGCUAGGGAAAGAGCCACAGCGACAGCUCGACGACGAAGCCGUACACCGAUCUAGAGGACGGGAAGGCCGCCUUGACGCUCCUCAUGGUGCCGCACGUUGAUCAGGCUUACUAUCUAGGUGUAAGAGGGAAGGCGUCGUGGUAAUGGGCAUUUAACGAUUCUACCUACCAUGGUUUUUCUCAAGAGUUUACACCGGU
Molecule: messenger RNA, 441 nt
Organism: Penicilliopsis zonata CBS 506.65
Lineage: Eukaryota; Fungi; Ascomycota; Eurotiomycetes; Eurotiales; Aspergillaceae
Exons: 1
Coding region: 88-345 (85 amino acids)
Source: RefSeq, a predicted model, not a curated record